GUUGCUGGAAUGUAAGAGCAUCACCAGACCAGGCUGCAGAGGUUGAAGCGACACGCCAGGGAAAGAGCCAGCAAAUCGUACGUAGCCAGUCAGCUGCUGAGCAGAGGGGAGAAAAAUAGCUCUCCUCGCUCUCGCUUCCUGCGAAGUACUAUUCUCUCAAGCAGAAGGAACAUCACUCCAUAGGAAAACAUGACGCAGGGAAAGCUCUCCGUGAAUAACAAGCCUGCAAACUCUGAAGGGCAGCAGGCAGAUGCAGACAAAAAGGACAACACAAACGUCACAUCAGCUCCUCCAACAUAUGAAGAGGCGACCUCAGCAGAAGGAUUGAAAUCAGGGGCAUUCCCUCCACCUCUGAACGUUCCUCUCCAUCCAGCUUGGGCAUAUGUGGAUCCCAGCUCCAGUCCCAACUAUGGCAGUGGAUUUUCGGGGGACACUGAGACACUCACAACUUUCAGCUGGGAUGACCGCAGUGUACGCAGGGUGUUCAUUAGGAAGGUUUACAGCAUCCUUUUGCUUCAGCUUCUUGUUACAGUUGCCAUUGUGGCCCUCUUCACCUUCUGUGAACCAGUCCGAACAUAUAUCCAAGCAAAUCCAGCCUGGUACUGGGCUUCCUAUGCCGUCUUCUUUAUUACCUACUUGAUCCUGGCUUGCUGCUCUGGACCCAGGAGGUACUUCCCAUGGAACCUGAUCCUCCUGAGCAUCUUUACUCUUUCCAUGGCCUAUCUGACUGGGAUGCUCUCCAGCUACUACAAUACCAAGUCAGUCCUUCUGUGCCUGGGGAUAACAGCACUGGUAUGCCUCUCUGUCACCUUAUUCAGUUUCCAGACCAAGUAUGAUUUCACCUCCUGCCAGGGUGUGCUGUUCGUAAUGCUGAUGGUGCUGUUUUUUAGUGGGAUCAUCCUGGCUAUUCUGCUUCCUUUCAAAUACGUGCCGUGGCUCCAGGCCAUUUAUGCUGUGCUGGGUGCGAUUGUAUUUACUAUGUUCCUGGCCUUUGACACACAGCUCCUGAUGGGAAACCGGCGCUAUGCUAUGAGUCCGGAGGAAUACAUCUUUGGGGCUCUCAACAUCUACCUAGACAUCAUCUACGUAUUCUCCUUUUUCCUGCAGAUCUUUGGGUCUAGCCGAGAGUGAGCUCGGCAAAGCUGCUAGGGCUUGUGUCUGAUUUAUUAUUAUUAAAAAAAGAAGAAGGAAUAUACACAUUGGAUGACACGACAAGAAAGAAAGGAGAGAGGAAAAAGUUAUACAACCUCUCUAGCCCUUUAGCAAGCUCCAUUCCAUCAGAUUGGCCCCCAUCCACCCACCGGCCUUGUUGAGCUCCUGGCAGGCUGUACAUAUAUACAUAUAGAUGCUGUUAAAACUUUUGUGACUCAAAAAGCAAACUGGGGUGUAAAUGUACUAGGCCUUCCCUUGCUCUGGCAACUGCCUUCAAGCUGUAAAUUGAACCUGGAGUUGCAGGACCAGAAUGGGCACUAGAGUGGAGGGGAGGGGGAUAAUUGAGUGUGUGUGUGUGUGGUUUCAAUUGCUGAAGCAAAGCAAUUGGGAAUUCAGAAAUGAUCUUAAUCAAGGUUGUCACAAAUGUUUGUGAAAAUCUACAGAAUGGCUGAUUUACUUACUUACUUACUGGUGUUCUUCAUGACAGUUGUUGUGCAAGCCUCAAAUUCAAGUCCUGGCACACAUUUAGGGCCCUUCUGUGCAUUUGCUUUCUAGACACUAGAUGCUUUCCCUCUAAGGCUUACAAGGUCCAUCUCGCUUAGCUUCAUUGGAAGAACUUAUUCACAUGUCCUCAUGCUCACUAGGAUGUUUUGGGGCGGGGUCCAGACUCUGAUCCCGUUCUGCUUGGCUUUGAGUUUUAAUUUGCUGAUUUGAAGUUGCAGGGUUCAAUUUCCGUUCUUUUGCCCAUUUUUGUUUGUUUGUUUCAGCACUAUUUCCAGCAUAGCAAGGGGAGCAGGGGAGGGCAAACAAUCCAGAAUAAAUGGUCAUUGUGUUCCUGCUCAGUCAGUGAUGACAUUUCUAGUCCCGGCCACUAACAAGAGCAAACAUCCUUAGAUCUGGGAUAAUACUUUUUGCCGCCACUUUAAUGCUGCGCUCCCAUGCACCAAUUUCUUCACCUGUCUCUCCAUCCCUUUCUUGGGAUGUGCAUGGCAUUUAGACUUCUUCCCAUGAGUGAAUCAGGGCUUGAAAAGAGACGAGGCAGAGAGAGGGAGGGAGGGAGUGAAAGAGGAAUGCUUUCUGCUUUCAUAUGUCUAGCUAAGCAAGUCUUUUCAGAUUUAGAGAGGAUGGCCAAGGCAUUUCUAACGGCCUAGCAUUUCUUUGCCAAUUGUUACAGACAGAAAGAUGGAGAGAAACACACUCAAGCACUGAGAAAUCCAUGUGUAGGAGAUUCCAGAAAUCCAGACAGGAGUCUAUCAUUCUCAUUUGUAUUCAGAUCACCUUUGCAUUAUGCCACUGCAUCUAUUUAGAAAUAUUGGGUGCAUGAAUGGAGGCCCUGUGUCUCCUCUGAAUCUCUUAUAUAGAUAGAUCCUUGCAAGUGAAGACAUUCCAGCCUCUUAGCUAGAUCCCUUCACCAUCUCAGCUAGAAUAGCUGCCUAAAUUAAGCCUAAAUUCCUAAUUGGAGUUUGAGGCCAUCCCACUGCUGCCAGAAGUAGAUGGGUCAUAAGAAGAGUGCUGAGGUUGGGGUAAAGGGUUCAAGGAUGAAAAAGCUUCAGCACUACUGGACGAAAAAUGUGAAUAAAUUCUAAAAUCCCAAAUUGACCAGAUUGUGUAUGUGUGAAGGCAAUGAGCUCAUAUCUGUGAAACCAAUGGUGCAUUUCUGCAUCAGAUGAUAACAUACAAUCACCCUGUGUGUGCCCUGCAUUCUUUGCAUAUAUAUAAAACUGCUGGCACAACCAUGGCGUAGGUAUUUGCACUUUGUUCACCUGUGGAUCUAACAAACUUUUACAUUAUUAUUUGUGCAUUCAUGGCAUUCCUCCCCUGAACUCAGUGGCACAUGGGAUAUAUUAGAGUGAUCUUCUGAAAUCUGGCACCCUAUCGGUCCCAGCCAUCUAGAUUGGAUGUGCUCUCUGGGGCUGGUGGGAGUAGUGGUCAAAACAUCUGGAGGGCACCACAUUGGGGAAGGUUUGGUAAGACUGAAAUGACAACCAUUUACUCAGGGUCACCCAGGGAGUUUCACAGUUGAUAGAGAACCAAAACCCAGGUCUUCAUGGUCCCACACUCUGUCCACUACCCCAGACUGGAUCUGUAGAUAGUGAUGCUAUGCCAUAUGAUGCUUUGUGUAUUUAUCUCUUUAUUGGUUUGUGGUGCUGUUAUAAUUAUGUUGGUUCCUAGAAACACAGAGCACCUUACAUCCAGCUCCCAGCCAGUCUACCAUCCAGCCAAUCAACAAGCUGAGACCUGCUUGGAUUUACAGCGUAACAGCAUCCUAUGUCAUCAGAUGAUUCAGUUAUUA
Zootoca vivipara (common lizard) is the source of this 3445-nucleotide messenger RNA. RefSeq names its product Fas apoptotic inhibitory molecule 2 (gene FAIM2). The record is from RefSeq and is a predicted model, not a curated record. Gene Ontology annotation, biological process: negative regulation of apoptotic signaling pathway. Gene Ontology annotation, cellular component: endoplasmic reticulum; membrane; Golgi apparatus. NCBI's taxonomy places the organism in Eukaryota, Metazoa, Chordata, Lepidosauria, Squamata, Lacertidae.